Messenger RNA from Marmota monax (woodchuck), 2715 nucleotides. It is a transcript of the gene St8sia2, whose product is annotated as ST8 alpha-N-acetyl-neuraminide alpha-2,8-sialyltransferase 2. Gene Ontology annotation, molecular function: alpha-N-acetylneuraminate alpha-2,8-sialyltransferase activity. NCBI's taxonomy places the organism in Eukaryota, Metazoa, Chordata, Mammalia, Rodentia, Sciuridae. The coding region runs from base 55 to 1182 and encodes 375 amino acids. The record is from RefSeq and is a predicted model, not a curated record. Gene Ontology annotation, biological process: N-glycan processing; oligosaccharide metabolic process. The transcript has 6 exons.
CAGCCUCUGCGAAUCGCGCCGGCCCGCGUGGGUCCCGGCGGGCGUAAACCCACCAUGCAGCUGCAGUUCCGGAGCUGGAUGCUGGCCGCGCUCACCCUGCUCGUGGUCUUCCUCAUCUUCGCAGACAUCUCCGAGAUCGAAGAAGAAAUCGGGAAUUCUGGAGGCAGAGGUACAGUCAGAUCAGCUGUGAACAGCUUACAUAGCAAAUCUAAUAGAGCCGAAGUUGUAAUAAAUGGCUCCUCAUCUCCAGCUGUCAUUGACAGAAGUAAUGAAAGCAUUAAACACAACAUCCAGCCAGCUUCGUCCAAAUGGAGACACAACCAGACGCUCUCUCUGAGGAUCAGGAAGCAAAUUUUAAAGUUCUUGGAUGCUGAGAAGGAUAUUUCCGUCCUCAAGGGGACCCUGAAGCCCGGAGACAUUAUUCAUUACAUCUUUGACCGUGACAGUACAAUGAACGUGUCCCAGAACCUGUACGAGCUCCUCCCCAGAACCUCGCCCCUGAAGAACAAGCACUUCCGGACCUGUGCCAUUGUGGGCAACUCGGGGGUCUUGCUGAACAGUGGUUGCGGGCAGGAGAUUGACACGCACAGCUUCGUCAUCAGGUGCAACCUGGCUCCGGUGCAGGAGUAUGCCCGGGAUGUAGGACUCAAGACCGACCUGGUUACCAUGAACCCCUCGGUCAUCCAGCGGGCCUUCGAGGACUUGGUCAAUGCCACGUGGCGGGAGAAGCUGCUGCAGCGACUGCACAGCCUCAAUGGCAGCAUCCUGUGGAUCCCUGCCUUCAUGGCCAGGGGUGGCAAGGAGCGUGUGGAGUGGGUCAACGAGCUCAUCCUGAAGCACCACGUCAACGUGCGUACUGCGUACCCCUCGCUGCGCCUGCUGCACGCUGUCCGCGGAUACUGGCUGACCAACAAAGUCCACAUCAAAAGACCCACCACCGGCCUCUUGAUGUAUACUCUGGCCACACGUUUCUGCAAUCAGAUCUACCUCUACGGCUUCUGGCCCUUUCCACUGGAUCAGAACCAGAACCCCGUCAAGUACCACUACUAUGACAGCCUCAAAUAUGGCUACACCUCCCAGGCCAGCCCCCACACCAUGCCCUUGGAAUUCAAGGCCCUCAAGAACCUGCACGAGCAGGGGGCAUUGAAACUGACUGUCGGCCGGUGUGACGGGGCCACGUAAGGUGGGCACCCCAUGAGACUCAGUGGCUCACAUUUCCUGCCAGCUACACCACAGGCAGAUGGGAGUCGGGUGGCACAAACAAUAGAACAAGCAGGCUAGUGGUUUCCUUUGUUAAAGUGUAAAACAGUGACCAGAAUAUAUAUAUCUGUACCUGCAUAUAUAUAUUGACCUGAGUAUUUAUAACUGUGUGGUGUUCAUCUAGCAUUAGGCAGAUAAGCCACAGGAAGAAGGUGUGGAGAACCCACCUGAACCAGAUUGAAACUCAGUCCAUCUUUGGGGGCGGAAAGACUUGACAUGCAAAGAAGCCGGUCCCAUGACUUUGAAUGACAACCUGCCUCCUCAGUUGGGAGGAUCUUUGGGCUCGUGGAUGAAUGGAGAGCCACCUAUUGUCAGCUGCCUGGACCUCUGGGAUAUGUGGAUUCUGGGUAGCCAAGACCCAGAGAGGACAGUUUGACCCAGUCUAAAGCCGUGCUGUUCACGGAGGAGCGGUUAGAGAAUUUAGCUGGGCAAAGGAGCACAAAGAAGCCAAGCAGAGGCCACAGCAGAGCUGAGGGCCAUACUUCAUGAACUUAGAGUUUGAUUGCCCAACGGACAAGCUGUGGGUGACAUACAUGUCCCCGACAGGCCUCCACAGCUAUGGAGAGAAGGCUAAAGGAGACACGAUGGACAGUCAAUAUUCUGGCUAAGCAAGAACCACCAAGAACCUCAGGUGGAGCAGGCAGAUGACCCUAAAGAGGUAGAGUGCUCUAAAUCAUGCUUGUGAAAAAUUGAGAACUUCUUCCAAGGGCGUGCUCCACCUCAGAAUAAGGAGGAAGAGUGUCCAAAAUGUGGUCAUUGUGUGGGGUGUUUUUUGAAGCAACUGAGGUCUGCCAAGAAGGACACCAUGGGAUUUUUACCUUCUAGGUUAGCCUCCCUCUCACCCUCUUAGAAUGUCACACGAGAAACUGUAUGUCCCUUGUGCCACCAGGGGAGACACAACAAAAAAUUUGAAAGGGCACUGUCAAGAUAAAUGUCAUCCUUUUUAAAAUAUAUAUGAUUGCCUUUCUGGGGGCCUCACAGAACCCCAGAAUAUAAGACCUGAAAGAAUGUGAAGCCUCCAGCCCCGUGUCUCUGCAGCCACUCUCUUUAUUUACUGUCUGCAUCCUGCGCUCUGCAGGGCCCCUGCAGCCAGACUGGCUGUAUCAAUGUCACUUUCUUGCCACUAUCGCAUCCUAAUGGUCAUACUCACCCUCACAGAGCUCCUCAUGAGGUUUUUGGAGGAGGUUUUCAACUCUGCAGGGAAAGAUUCCAAUGUCCACCCCACACCCACCACCUUCUUCUCCCCACAGAGGCAAUGAUGGUGGAAUUUUGCAAAAUUCUUUUUUUUCCUCUUGCUAAGAUUCUCAUUUAAGACUUUUGUUUUUAUGAAAACCCAAAGUCAAAUGCUGGACAUAAUCUCCUGCAGAAAUCUGGGCUCCAUGCCAAUAAUUUAGGGGCUAGAAUCACAGGUCACACGUAGAGAAGCAUUAGUCAGCUUGAUUUGUUAGAUGUAUU